AUGGCUUUUCUGCUUCCUCUGGUCUGCCUCCUGGGCUUAGGAGCUCUCUACCUGUAUCACGUCAACCGUGGGAUGAAAGUGGUUCCCGCAGAAGCGCAUAGCCUCUCACCCCGUCGCUGGACGGUCAAAGAGAUCCUGGCGGCUUAUGAAAAAGUGCAAAUAUCGCCGACUGACGUGCGCAAGAGUCUGCCUCCAAAACAGCACCGGCGUUACAUUGUCGUGGGUGGAUCCGGCUUGGUGGGCAACUGGGUGGUGCGACACCUCCUGGCUCGCGGAGAGGACCCUGAGGCGAUCCGUGUUCUGGACCUACAUGCGCCCUUGCAGGAGAUCCUUGACCAGGGAGUGGCAUUUGUCCCCACCAAUAUCACGGACGAAGGUGCUGUUCUCAAUGCCUUCUCGAAACUAUGGCCCCAACCCGUCGCCGGCUGGCCCUUGACCGUGUUCCACAGUGCGGCUGUGAUCAGACCGGCAGAGCGACACAAGGCUUUCCUGCCUCUCUGCCGGAACGUGAAUGUGGGCGGGACGGUCAAUAUCUUGAAAGCUGCGAAGAAAUCUGGUGCCAGCUGUCUGAUCGCCACAUCGUCGGGCUCUGUCGGCCUCCGUCGGCCCUUGUUCUGGAUCCCUCCCUGGACGAAGAUGCCCAAGAACAUGGUGCAGGUCCUGAGCGAUUCGAACGAGCUGCCCGAAGAACACGGCCAGUUCUUCGCCAAUUAUGCCGCAUCCAAAGCCGAAGCGGAGCAUAUCAUCCGCGAGGCCGAUGAUCUGACGUCUAACUUCCGCACGGGCUGCAUUCGUCCUACCAAUGGAAUUUAUGGCGUGGGCAACGACAAUGCGGCGGUCACUGGAAAAUAUCUGCAAUCUGGGGGUGGACUCAGCUGGCUCAACCCGAUCAUCCAAAAUUUCGUCAACGCGGAGAAUGUUUCCGUUGCCCAUCUUCUGUACGAACAGCGGCUUCUCGAGCACACUGCGAACCCUACCCGAUGGCCCAACAUUGGCGGCCAGUCGUUUGUCGUAACGGAUCCCAACCCCGCCGUUACAUUCGGCGAUGUCUAUCUCCUCCUCGCCACUCUCAGCAAGGUCCCCGUCGUGUUCUCGAGCGUGCCGGGGGUCCCCCUUCUCCUUCUGUCCUACCUGGUGGAAGGGUACGCUCUCCUGCAACACCUCUAUCUUCCCUGGCUUCCCGGGGUGACGGGUGAUCUGGCCGAACUCCAACCGGCGCUGUUCUACAUCUCGAAUGUCCACACUUUCGCGGACGAUUCUCGCGCGCGCCUAGCUCCGGAACAGGGGGGACUCGGCUACUCUGCACCAAUUACUACGAUGGAGGGAUUGUGCAAGCAGAUGGUUGACUGGAACCGUCGAUCGAAGGUAGACUAG
This is a messenger RNA of Aspergillus tanneri, 1374 nucleotides long. RefSeq names its product putative 3-beta hydroxysteroid dehydrogenase/isomerase family protein. The transcript is spliced from 3 exons. The record is from RefSeq and is a predicted model, not a curated record. Gene Ontology annotation, molecular function: 3-beta-hydroxy-Delta5-steroid dehydrogenase (NAD+) activity. Gene Ontology annotation, biological process: steroid biosynthetic process. The coding region runs from base 1 to 1374 and encodes 457 amino acids. Lineage: Eukaryota; Fungi; Ascomycota; Eurotiomycetes; Eurotiales; Aspergillaceae.